AUGUCUUUGAAAAAAGCGCAACAGGCUCAACAGGCCCUGAAUGAUCAGUUCAGACAGGACGUGAAUAACCUUCAUUCUGUUAUCAGCAACCUCGAGAAGCUCGUCCGCUCUCCUACCACCGCUCCUGCCAACCCUCCCAACAUUGUCAACUCGGAUGCCUUUACGACACCAGCUCCACAGCCUCAACCCCACCCAUCAGGUACCCAGUCACCCCAAUGGACACAAGUCCUUCAGCAUCCUGCUACUGCCAACCCCAAACGCCGCCGCGAACACGCCAUCCGUGUUAUUCAACCACCACGCACGCCUAUUGACACUCCUGCCUAUGAUGUUAUUCACCUCCACUGUGCUCACCGUAUGUCUCACGCCCAAUACCGUGCCACUCUCGCUGUCGUUGGCAUCGAUAGUAAGCGCAUCCUCGACGCUACUUUCCCGGCCCGCAAUAUCGCUACCAUCUUGAUCCACACUGACUACCGAGACGGCAUCCUUCGCCGUUUGACUGAAGGUGGGCUCACUGCGAUCCCUGAUUUCAACCCUCUCAAUGCUCAACACGUUGCCGACCCCAAAUUUGAUGAUAUGCCUGCCCCUCAAUUAGUUCGUAUCGCCGCCGCUCUUCACGCCGACAGAUGCGUCCGCACAGUACGCUUCGUCAAGCUUCAUACUAUUCCUGGUGUUCUCAAGUUCUUCAUUGCCCAAAAUUGGAUUUUCACAACAGCCAAAGCUCAAGCGCUAUCCGCUGAACUGCUUCCUCGCCCUGCCAAACGUACUCCCAACAUUCACUCUAACCUCGGUCAACUGUUACUUGAGCCCAGCAUAGCAUCUCAAUUACGCAAACCUGUGCUGUACGAUCUCUUUGGCAAUGUCGUCGAAUCUGAUUUCAUGGAGGUCACCGAAGAAUUCCACCCUAGUGCACACUCGACUGACCCCGGAAAAUCUCAUCAAUGA
Mucor velutinosus is the source of this 942-nucleotide messenger RNA. RefSeq names its product 40S ribosomal protein S22. The transcript has a single exon. NCBI's taxonomy places the organism in Eukaryota, Fungi, Mucoromycota, Mucoromycetes, Mucorales, Mucoraceae. The record is from RefSeq and is a predicted model, not a curated record. Bases 1 to 942 code for a protein of 313 amino acids.